GCAAAGAUUUGUUAGUUUAACUAAAGAAGAAUUUGGAUCUAAAUGGACAACAGGAGAUUUGAGCAGAUGAAGAAUUAUAAACAAAACACCUACGAACAGUUAGCUGAUAUAUUCAAAAAUGAUUCUUUGGAAGUUCAGCUAAGUGCAGAUAGUCAAUCUCCUCGUUAUGUACCACCUCAAAGAAGAGAAGAACAGCCGCUGCAGAAUUUCUCCAGUGAAGAUUAUCCAAUUGUAUCGUCAGUAUCUCAACGAUCACCACAACUAUCAGGGCAAAUAUUAACUGAUUAA
This is a messenger RNA of Didymodactylos carnosus, 288 nucleotides long. NCBI's taxonomy places the organism in Eukaryota, Metazoa, Rotifera, Eurotatoria, Philodinida, Philodinidae. The record is from the annotation of a GenBank genome assembly.